AUGGUUGCAACUUCAUAUUCUCUCUCCCCCUCACUCGCUCUCUCCCCACCCCCACGAUGCAAGGGGGCGUCUCAUCAAGAGGGACUCGAUAACUGUUACUCAACCGACACCACGAACGUGUCUCAGCGAUCUUAUGAUUUAAUAUUUCCCAACUUUUUCUUUUCUUUCUUUCUUUCUUUCUUUCUUUCUUUCUUUCUUUCUUUCUUUAUUUAUUUAUUUAUUUAUUUAUUUUCUUUCUUUGUUUCUUUCUUUUCUUUCUUUCUUUAUUUUCUUUCUUUCUUUCUUUAUUUAUUUUCUUUAUUUCUUUCUUUUCUUUCUUUCUUUCUUUCUUUCUUUUAUCUAUCUAUCUAUCUAUCUAUCUAUCUAUCUAUCUAUCUAUCUAUCUAUCACGGUCUGUUCAUAUCUAUCUAUCUAUCUAUCUAUCUAUCUAUCUAUCUAUCUAUCUAUCUAUCUUGGGAUACAGGAUAUAGAAGAGUAGUUAAAAAUCUGUUAUUGGCAGGCUUAAUCAAUCUUUCUUCCUUUCUCUAUCUAUUUAUAUCUAUAUUUACCUAUAUCAGAUUAAUAACCUUUCCCCCCUCUGCCUUCCUUCCUUCCUUCCUUCCUUCCUUCCUUCAUUCAUUCAUUCAUUCAUUCAUUCAUUCCUUCAUUCAUUCAUUCCUUCCUAUCCCUACCGAGGUAUAUGAAAAUCUAACACAAUCAUUGAUAAAUUCUUCUUUCCUUCCAAUCAUUGAAUCAUUCCUUCCUUCCUUCCUUCCUUCCUUCACUGCUUAUUUUCCACCAUUUUCCUUCCUUCUUUUCUCUUUUUGUCUCUUCAUUCCUGCUUUCUUUUUCUCUUCUUUCCUUCCUUUUUCACUUCUUUUCUUUUUUCUUCUUUAUCUCCUUCUCUUCAUUUCUUACUUUAUUCAUCUCUUCAUUGCUUCAUCUUUCCUGAUAUUUGCUCUAUUCCUGAUAUUGAGCACAUUUAACCCAUAA
This is a messenger RNA of Acanthosepion pharaonis, 972 nucleotides long. The record is from the annotation of a GenBank genome assembly. Lineage: Eukaryota; Metazoa; Mollusca; Cephalopoda; Sepiida; Sepiidae.